This is a messenger RNA of Lactuca virosa, 672 nucleotides long. The record is from the annotation of a GenBank genome assembly. NCBI's taxonomy places the organism in Eukaryota, Viridiplantae, Streptophyta, Magnoliopsida, Asterales, Asteraceae.
AUGUUCAAGGAAAUAGGGUACAAAUUGGAAGAAAAUUUGAACCAAAACUUUCAAGAAUUAAGAAAGAUCGCAUUCCCAUUCCAUGGCACUUUCUCAGUUCCACCCACACUCGAUGUAUUUUCAGUUCAGUUGGUAGACCCAGUCGUGGUAAAACAAAUCUUUGGAUUUUCAUGUAUGGACUUUAUUAUGAUAUCAACGUUGACUACAUGUCUAUUCUUUCGGAAGACUUCCUCAAAGAAUAAGUUCCUGAUUCAUCAUCCUCGCUGGUGGUCCAUCAUUAUUCAUGAUGUCAUAAAUAAUAGCUAUCUUACAACAGAGGAAAUUCCACAAGGCCCACUGCCAUUAUUCUUUCAUAUGUCACCAUAUCAGAUUCGUAUUGCAUCUGAAUCUGACUUUUCAAAUAUAUUCAUCAUUCCAGAUGUUAUCCUGGCAAAACUGGUUGAAAACAGUGUCUCUCUGCACUCAUGUCAAAAAUACAUCAAAGGAACUACUUCGUCUCCUAAAAAGCAACGGAAGUACUCAGAUCAUGCAUCCAAGAAGUUGGCAAAGAAGAAGAAGCAAUCAAAGAUAGAUCAACCGCCUUCUAUCUCAUCUCCAAACGUAUCUGAAGAUAAUCUUGGAGUAGAUUUAGAUGAGCCCACAUCUCCUCCUAAAAUCUGGUACAACCUCUAA